This is a messenger RNA of Metarhizium album ARSEF 1941, 7299 nucleotides long. Its product is annotated as transcriptional activator leucine zipper. The transcript has 2 exons. Bases 1 to 7299 code for a protein of 2432 amino acids. NCBI's taxonomy places the organism in Eukaryota, Fungi, Ascomycota, Sordariomycetes, Hypocreales, Clavicipitaceae. Gene Ontology annotation, biological process: cell morphogenesis. Gene Ontology annotation, cellular component: site of polarized growth; cell cortex. The record is from RefSeq and is a predicted model, not a curated record.
AUGUCUGCCAGCCCGUUGAGUCCUCAAAUCAUAGCGGCUGCUGGAGUGGCACUGGAAAGAUCAGACAUGCAGUCAGUCACUGCGCGACUCGAGGCCAACAUGCCCUCCCGGCCGGGGACGUCUCUAGCUGGUCCUACCCUCGGCCCAGUGGGAGCUUCGCCGAUGGAAAGAUCUGCGUCUGCUGUCGAUACAUCUUCUUCUGCGCCAGCACAGAGGAAACCAGAGCGAAUGCAGAGCAAGUCGAGGCGCGACCACCCGGCACACCAAUCUCACUCUCGAACCCAUCGAGACGACCAGAAGACCGUCGGAGAGUAUGCACUUCACGUUCUAUUCACAUCAUUUAUUGCACAAGCAGAAGACAAACUCACGGAAUGCAUCACGGUCCCCUUUGACCCCGAACCGAACAUCGACCGUGUUUGCGGACCCGGCGUUGACCCUGCGUUUGAUCAGUUGAUUGUCGCCUUGGGGCACAUUGCCAGUCCGAAGCCCAAGGCACUGAUCGACUCAAUGAUGCUCUGGAGGAAGAGCAAGAGUGACGCGGCCAACGAGGCCCGAACCCAGCUCCAGCAGCUACGCGGCAACCAGCCCGGAGGUCUCCUACUUCGCAGGAAUACAGAGCCAUUACAACCCGGCCCUGGGGCGGGUGUAGCAGAAUCGACAAGUCCCACAACCCUGACAUUGUCUGGAAAACAGGAGUUUGUUGCCCAGCAGGAGCGCCGGUCCACUGUGUCGAUUUACAUUCUUUGCCGUGUGCUACUGGAGGUCAUUUGCCAGAGCAACCUGGCUUCCAUCACCACGGAAAUGGAAGACAAAUUGGAAAGCAUCAUCUUCGGACAGCUCAAGAUUGCAGACCCUGAGCAACUUAUGCUUUCGCCUCUAAAAUUGGCUAACUGGAACUUGUUUGCGCAACUGCUGGGACAUAUGAGCGGAAUCAACUUUUCCGGGGUGUCGCGAAGAUUCAUCGAUGACCUCGACGCCUCGCUGCAAGAAAGACUAUUAAAGAGCCCAACGUUGUCAGCAGGCCGAGACUUCGAGGGCAAGAUGGAACUAGUCUUGGGUGGCAUGAAGCAUCUGAAAAUCAAAAUCUCUCCAGAGUCUGCUUGGGAAAAGUCGUGCGAAUCUCUGGUUUUGCUAGGGCGUUUGUUUGCCAAAGCCCACGGGCAGCGGGUGAAGGCAGCGUUUUGCCAGGUGAUGGAUAUGUUGCUGCUGCCUAUUGCCGCAAAGGCCAGCAACAGCCAUCUCAUGCAUCCAAAAUGGUCCGAAGUCGUAUCCAACAUUAGCUUUCGACUUGCUCAGCUUUUCGCAAAGCCGCGGCACUGGUCUGUUGCAUUUCCUUUGACCGCGACGUUACUUUGCGUGUCAUCACCUGACAACUUUGGUUCCGGGUGGUCGCAAUUGGUCCUCUCCCUGCAGACUAAGAUUAAAGAUCGAUUCACAAGACCUCUGUGUUUGCAGGUCAUCUCUAGGUUGAUCUGGACGUACUUGUACCGGACCAACGACAACUUUCAAACUACCGUGCGGAAACUUGAUGAUGUCAUGAGAUUGGUCUUGCCGCCUUCAAAGCGCAGCAUAGUCUCUUCGGAUACUGUCGUCAUCGAACCGUUGAUCCAGAUAAUCAGAAUUAUUGGCUUCAAGUAUCCCGAGUACUGUUUCAGGACUGUGGUGUUUCCCCUCAUCAAUGCCGAACUGUUUACGACCAACAAGGAGCUGCGAGUCGAACAGUUGGAUCCUGACAGAAUCGUCGUUGGAAUCCGGGCAUUCCUGUGCAUCAUGUCAGAUCUAGAAAAGGGCGAACAGGGCCGACCCCCCUUCCCACAAUUUUAUGAUGUUCCAGCCCCAGCGGACAGACUCCCUACAUCCCCAGUGCUGUCGUUUCCGCAGAAGGGCCCCCUGUCGACUCCGAGUUCGGGCCCAAAAGAGGAGAUUAUAUCCAGACCGGUAUUGACCCAUGUCCUUAGCGACGGGGUAAGAGAGCAUUACCUUCAGUUCUGUCAACUCCUUGGCAAAAUCACCAUUGUUUGUGACAACACCUUUGGGGGCCAAGCAGCGUUGGACGAAAAAUUCAACAGCCCCGGGCCAAAAACCCCUAUUUCGGAAUCUUUCACUUUCUCUCGACGAGAUGAGCAAGCAAAUGCGUCCGACCAGAAGCAAGCAUUCUACGAGCUGCUGCAUGUCGCUGUUCGAGCACUCCCAAGAUGUCUAUCUGUUGACAUUCCUUUCAACUCGUUGAUAAAUCUGCUCUGCACAGGCACUGCUCAUGUGCAGUCCAACAUUGCUGAGUCAUCUGCAAAUUCGCUGAAGGCGAUUGCCAAGCAAUCUCACGCACAGCAAGUGACCAUGGGGUUUGCUCGUUUCAUCUUCAACUUUGAUGACCGUUACGCCACAAUGUCCGACGGUGGCAUGCUUGGCCCUGGUCACAUCGAAAGCACUUUGCGACUUUACGUUGAGCUGCUCCAGAUCUGGAUCGAGGAAAUCCGACACAAGUCACGAGAAGCAGCCUCGGACCAGCCAGAUUCAAACGCAUCCGAGAAAAGAGCUAUGAAGCUUGACUUAUCGAGCAUAUGGGCAGAAGUUGAUCAGGCCGAAGCACAUGGCUUGUUCUUCCUAUGUUCACAAUCUCGCCGCGUCAGGCACUUCGCAAUCACCGUGCUGCGCUCAAUCACCGAGUUCGACAAGGCACUAGGCAAAGAUGCUUCUGAAGAGAAGGAGACGCUGCGAUUAAUCAACAUUUUGGAAAACGAUUCCAACCAAGUGAUGAAUUUCAACGACGAGCAUCUUUCUGUGGCCGAGCGUAGCAGACUGCAGAGAGGACUACAAAACGCCAACAGCAAAUGUGCAGUGGUAGAGUUAUGCACGAGCGAUGUCUUCUACGAUGCGACCCUUUGGUUCAAAAUUUUCCCUAAUCUCAUCCGCAUUGCAUUCGACAAAUGCCCUUUUGCGGUAACAAUAUGUCGAGACUUGAUCUGUAAUCGGAUACUGCAAAUGUACAAGCCAAUUGUGUACCUGUCGGAGCCAACCAGGGGAUUGUACUACGGCCCGGAUGCGGCGAGCCGAAUGGGCAACCGGUCCCCUGCGGCACAGCCCGAGGUUAUGAUUGAGCAAUGGAAGCUGUAUUUGAUAUUCGCAUGCACGACGCUGGCGGACCCGGGAAGUUUACCCGUGGCCCAGACGCCACCCGAUGGCCAGCAUGCGCGCAAAACGUCGAAGCCCUCGUCCGCGGACAGGAUAGUCACCGCCAGAACUUUGUUCAAGUAUUUGAUUCCGCUCUUGUCCGUUUCGUCCACAUCUGUCCGCGAUGCAGUCGUGGUUGCCAUGGGCUCAAUCAAUAUUCACAUCUAUCGAACACUAUUGGAAGAGCUGCAAGGCCAGGUCUCUCGCUGCAACGACGAGGCUAGAGCAAGGAUUCAUCAACGAACGAACAGCAGCCCCCGUCGCAACAGGAAAAUGGAUCUGCUGCGGACCGAGAUCACUCACGUUUUCAAAUUGACGUCACACUUCUUGAAGGAUUCACUGGUGUACCAAUCUGAAUUCUUCCUGAACAAUUUGACUUCGUAUGCAAAAGAUCUGAAGUUGUUUCUCAUGGAUGGUGAGGUUCAAAUGGACUGGGAGUUCCAAAAACUGAGACGUUAUUAUUGUGGUCUCAUGGAGGCUCUGUUCGAAGGCAUUAACAAAACGGGCGAUCCCUCUCGCUGGAUGACUUUUGAGUCCAGAAAGUCAGCAUUCUCGUUGAUGGAAGACUGGUGUGGCUUCUCCCCCAAUCAGAAUCAAAUACGAGUCAGGGAAGAUACAAUGAGGCAAUCCCUGAUCGACCAGCAGUCGCUCGGUGAACGGGGAACCGUCACAGCUGCCAUGGAGAUCGAAAAGAGAAACCUUCGGACAGCAGCUCUGAGCGCCAUGGCAGCGCUUUGUGGGGGGCCGAUAAGCAUCACCACCGAGAGUGGCGUCACGCUGCAGUUUGACGUGCGCCGUAUGUUGGCUUGGAUAGAGGCCAUUUUCAACUCGGGAAGCGACCGAAUGAACGUCACAGGCCAGCGUGCCUUGAAGAAUCUCGUCACUCAUAACCAAGAAUACCCUUACCUCCUAGAGCAUUGCAUCGCCCGCUGUUACGUGGCCGACGUGCCAAAGGUGCUGGAGAGCUAUUUUCAAGUCACCAUUGAAGUUUUGCAAGAACAAACCAACUAUCCGUGCCCCUUCUUCAAGCUUCUUGCUCUUUGCCUUUUCACUCUUGGAAAUGACCAGAGCGAGAUACGAUCCAAGUCUUCGACGGUUCUUCGAUCACUUGAAGUACGCCAGCAGCGCAACUCCAAAAUUCAAGACUUUGACAUCAGCAUAUCUGACAAAACACAAGCUGUCUACAAGUUAGCACAGUUUGAAAUAUCUAAACGGCUCUCUAAACAAUACCCCGAACUGGCCUUCCACGUGUUUUCGGAGUUUACCUCUUGUUUCAAAGAUCUUCAACCUGCUGCCCAAAGAAAUGUCAUUGCUGUGAUACUACCAUGGAUACAGACAAUGGAAUUGAAACUUGAUCCCAAUGGCGGCCCUACUGCACAGUCCUAUGUCCUUCUGGCAAACCUCCUGGAACUCACUAUCAAGUCAGGCGGAGCCUUGCACAACGAAGUUCAGGCCUUGUGGCAGGCUCUUGCCACCGGGCCACACCCAGGAAACGUGCGUCUCAUCUUGGACUUCAUCAUUCACCUCUGUCUUGAACGACGAGAGCAAAACUUUGUGGAAUAUGUGAAACAGAUUGUCGUGUUUUUGUCGACAACAAACAGCACACCGGGGAUCAAAGUGGUCGAAUUUCUGCUGAUGCAGAUCAAUCCCAAGGCCAUGGUGCCAAACGAGAGACGAGACUCGAUGCCUGCGCCCCCUGAUGUCAACAGCUUCCCCUACUGUGCGGAUCUCAAUGAAGCAUUGCCGGUUGGGGAAAAACAAGCUGGGUUCUCGCUCGGUCAACUGUCGCUCAUCUUGCUGGUGGACUUGAUGGUGUCUCCCGUUCAUCUCACGCCUGAAAAUGUUCCCCUUCUGCUCCAGGGAGUUACUGUUCUGUGGGAUCACUAUACUCCCCUUGUGCAAGAGCAAGCCAGGGAGAUGUUGGUUCAUUUGAUUCAUGAACUAGUCAUUUCUCGAAUGGACGAUGUUUCGGUUGACGUCAAAAAGGAGACUAUUGAAGACUUGGUUGACGCAAUUCGUCGACAUGACCGUACGGUUGUAUGGGGGUACGAGGAUAGCAACGGGAAGGUGGAUGACCACGACAAUAAAGUCCCUCCAAGCAUGGAAUACCUCACCACAGAGGUAGUCAAGACGUUUCAAGUCACCUUUCCAGCAAUCAAGGAGCAAUGGGGACGGCUGUCUCUCACGUGGGCUACGUCUUGUCCCGUGAGACACCUGGCCUGUCGGUCUUUCCAGGUCUUUCGAUGUGUAUUGACGUCUAUCGACCAGUAUAUGCUCGGCGACAUGCUUGCUCGGCUGUCAAACACUAUUGCGGACGAAGACCCCGAGAUUCAGUCCUUCUCCAUGGAGAUUUUGACCACGUUGAAAACCUUGCUGGUGAAGUUGGAUUCCGAGAAGCUUUUAACAUUCCCGCAACUGUUCUGGACGGCAUGUGCCUGUUUGGAAUCUAUCAAUGAACGGGAAUUCCUCGAAGCAGUUGAGAUGUUAAACGAGCUUGUUAGCAAACUUGACUUUAGAUCACCAAAUGUGCGAAGGAUCCUUGCAGACGGCCAACCUGAACGUUGGGACGGCCAAUUUGACGGCAUCCAGCCCUUGCUUUAUAAAGGUCUCCGCUCCUCUUUGUGCUGGCAACCGACUCUAGACACGAUUGACAAACUCGUCAAGCUUCCUGGAGACCCCCUGGUCGGAGAUGAUAGCAGACUGUUUUUCGCUUUGCUGGCAAACUUCCCCCGCUUCUUGAACGAGUUGGAAAAUGCGACGCCAACAGAAAAAACAGUGAAAACGGCGAAGCUACUUCUAGUCGAGGCCGAUAGGCUUGGUCUCGAAUCUGUCGCACUGGCCCUCGAUGACUACGUUUCCAGGAGACAAGUGGACAGUGGCGAAUACAUGACUCAGCUUUUCAUGGCCUUGCGAGAGCAUUUCUUACCGCAGCAAGAGUUCAAGAUGAUCACGUUCUUGAUCGGGCUAUUGACAAACUCGCUGUCCUGGGUCAAAGUGCAAACUAUGCGAAUAUUGUGUGUUGCCAUCCCAGAAGUUGAUAUGCGCAAUCCAGAACUCGCAGGCCACGGCUCCGAUCUCAUCUCUCCUCUGUUGCGGCUUCUUCAAACAGAAUUUUGCAUGGGCGCACUGGAGGUCUUGGACAAAAUCAUGACCAUGUCGGGCAGUCACAUGGAUAAGCACCAUCUAAGAAUGAGUAUGACUCGAUCAACCUCGAAAGCUGUUCGGAAAGAAUACGAGCGGACCCAGAGUUUGUUUGGUAUCCCGGAGUCUUCGGGCUGGGCCAUCCCGGUGCCCGCGAAAAGGACGGAAGCAACACGGGCGAACAUCCAUUCUGCGUUUUACAUGUGUCAAAGCACGGAAGGCUCGUCUACUGAGGCCACGCCAACUGCGGAAGUCGCGUUUCACGAAGACGACUUUCCAUACGGCUAUUUCGACUCUGCGGAGAGAACAGAGACAAUGCUCUCGGACGACGGUCGCGUUGAGGUUCCUGUCGGAGAUUUGGUCACCAAGCUGGACAGCCUGGAUGACUUCUUCGACGAGCCUCACAGCCCUACCACCGACGAUGAUGGAAGGUCGUCUCGCACCGUGACGGAGUUUUCGCCGGAAUCGUUUGAAUCAGGCACUGAGCUUUACGACGAGCAUAUCUUGCCUAUUCUUCACGAGGCGUCAAAUACGACGGCUUUUCAAAACGGAUUCAUUGAUCGUCCCUUGGGUAUGUCGAGAGAUUUGGCGACAAACACGAUGAACCCCGGGGCGUUCACGGCGGGAAUGUCAUCGAGACCAACGCUCCAUUCGAGGUCCAUAACGUCGCCGUCUGCUCCAGCGUCAUACCAACCACACGUGGCUGGUGAAAUGGGAUCUGACGACGAAUCCUUCUCUGCCGGGUUUUCUGACCAAGAUGACGAAAAUUCCGAUGCAAGAAGUCGUGUCGAAUCUCCCAUCCCAGGCUCACGGCCUACAAUGAGACGAGUGGGCAACGGAUCUCGCGAUGAAACCCUACGCCAACACACGCUUCUGCAAGUAACGCCCAGGAUGCCAAACAAGGCCUUUACACCAAACAUGACAAGCUCAGGCGAGAUUCUUGAGGGACGUAACAAAGACGAGUGUCGUGCAAAUUGGAUGGUGUGA